CUUAGAACGAUAUGCGGUGCAAUUUUGACUAGUUGGCCAUUACCGGAAGCGUGCUGCAUCAUCGCAGGAAAUCCAGCUACAUAAACCCAGAAAAGUUGCCAUUCGUCUUCUUCGUCAAUAACGCGCGGACAUUUCGACUGCUACGAACAUGAAUUUCACAUUGAACCAAACAAUUAUCUCAUUGGGAACUGUUCUAAAAACUACACCAAAACCAACAUUGGAGGAGGCCAUCCCGCCUGUUACCAACGAGUAUAACCCUGGACAAUCUGAAAGUCUGAAUUUUUUGUUUAUCCCGCUGGCCGUGCUUAUCACUGUGAUGUUGCUUUCAGUGAUGGUUUACUUGAUGGCAAGAAGAAAGGAUCAAAUUUUCACUAAGCGCUCAUAUGUGCCCAGUUUUUCGUUUGAUUCCUCGGAUCUCGACGAUAAUGACGAUCUAGAAACAGAACAUUUGCUCAAAGGUAAACUCCGUCUGGAUGAUCCCUAUUCCAAAGGUAUCAAUAGCAGCAGAGUCUACUCUGGCAACAAUGAGCUAUAUGCUUGAUUGACCCCAGGAUCCCGAUAUUUCAAGUUGCCAUUUAAUUUCCGUUAAGUUUGUACAAUUAGUGUGCUAGUAUUAUGAAUGAUCAAUUCACAAAUAUGUUUCGAAUAUUACUUUAUGUGAUAGUUUUUUCUAGUUGAAUAUUGUCUAUAUUUUUUCUAGUGUAAUCAACUUAUUAAAUACAUUUCUGUUAAUUAGAAAAGUGUGAGUCAAUUGGAUUCUUCCGAAUUUAGUAACCUAGAUGUAAGAUCGUAGAAUCCAAAAAAUAUGGCACCUCC
This is a messenger RNA of Sabethes cyaneus, 816 nucleotides long. RefSeq lists its product as uncharacterized. The transcript has 3 exons. The record is from RefSeq and is a predicted model, not a curated record. NCBI's taxonomy places the organism in Eukaryota, Metazoa, Arthropoda, Insecta, Diptera, Culicidae. The coding region runs from base 149 to 541 and encodes 130 amino acids.